AUGAGUGAUGCAGAUGUACCUCUUCACGAGUCCAUAAAUUUGGAGCUACAAAAAACCAUUGCCAAGAAUAUGGAUGUGAAUAUCAAACCCUGUGCCGAUUUCUAUAAAUACACUUGUGGCAACUGGUGGAGACAUCACGACAAAUUUAACUUUGAAGAGACGUUGAAAUAUGAUAUCAACACGGAAUUGAUUGGACUUAUCGAGGAUAGUACCAAUUCCUGGCAGAAUAAACCGAAGUUUACUCACAAGGUCCGGGAUCUCUUUAAAUCGUGCAUGAACUCCGAAGAGUUUAUUUCCGAAUAUUAUAUGCGACAACUGCGUAGAUUGGAGGGUAUCGAUUGGGCGCUGUGGGCCAAAAAUGAAAGUAUUGAUGAUUGGGUGGAAAUAUUUGCUGUGGCCACGAAAUAUGGCAUGAAUGACAUUUUACUGGAAGGGGUGAUUGCCCCCUUGGAGAGCGCUGAUGAUCCGUCGAAUGUGAUGACCAUACAUCUGAGAAAAGGUGUCAGCGAUUAUGGUUUUAAUGAAAUGAUCACACACGAUGUUAGACGUUUGCGCGAUACAAUGGACAUGGAGACAGAUCUUAUGGACUAUUAUGAGGCAAUACGGAAUUUUGAAAUUGCCCUUAGAGAACUCAAUAACAAGGAAUAUCCGGCAAGUCCACGACAAAUCUUGGAAGUUAAAGACUUACCCAUUGAAUGGCUGAAGAAAUAUUUGGAAUAUAUUGUGGCUCCAGACUACGCCUUGGAUCCGCAUAUGAAAGUCGUCGUAACUGACCUGGAUUAUUUAAAGGCGUUAGAUGCCCUUCUAAUGAAAACUGAUAAAAAGUUUUUACGUAUUUACAUUGAAAUGCGGUUUCUUCGUCAUUUCUAUCACAAUGUAAGGGUACAUCGUAAAUAUUCCUGCCUAGCGGCUGUGCGAGGUAUUAUGCCCCUGGCAAUGCAUUGGAUUUAUGAAGAUAUGCAUCAUUUGGAUGCCGUGACAGUGAAUGACAUCCAAACUAUGUUCACGGCCAUUUUACAACAAAUCUAUGAGACUUUACAUCGGGAUCGAUAUGGUGUUGUUGAUGCGGAAUCUCUAGAAAAGCUGAAGAGCAUGAAAUUAAUAAUCGGCAAUUUGCCGAGGCAUAACACCACCGAUUUUCUGGAAGAAUUUUAUGCACCCAUUAUGGUGAAGCCCCAAUUUUAUAAAAACUUUUUAGCCAUACAAAAAUUGCAAACCAGUAAUAUGCUCAAGGCUCUCUAUAACCGUGCCGAAGAUAAUUACGUCUCUGACGAAUUUUAUGAUACAUUUGAAAAUUUCAACAACGUUGCUGUUAACAUUCCCAAAUAUUAUCCCGCACACAAUGUACUUCUGCUGCCCACAUAUCUUCUCAGAUCGCCAUUGUAUCAGCAGGAAUUUGAACCGAUUUUCAAAUAUAGUCUCUUAGGCUCCACCUUGGCCUCAGCUGUAUUUUCUACGCUACACUUUAACGAUUUCACUAAGGAUCAAAUAAAUACCGUUAUAUUUGCUGGUAGCAUUCGAACUUCCUACGAUGUGUUUUUCUCCAGAGAAGUUACUUUGGAAAAUUUCGAAGCUAUUGAUGAUCUCAAGAAGUUAUCGAAGAAACAAUUGUUCUUGGUCAACGCCAUGCACGCACAUUGUGGUCGUUCAUUCAACGAAGAAUGGUUUAGUGAUAGGGCAUUAUAUUUCCCAGAAUUUUCGAAAAUCUUCGAUU
This is a messenger RNA of Musca vetustissima, 1714 nucleotides long. Its product is annotated as membrane metallo-endopeptidase-like 1. Gene Ontology annotation, biological process: protein processing. Gene Ontology annotation, cellular component: plasma membrane. The record is from RefSeq and is a predicted model, not a curated record. The annotation marks the transcript as partial. NCBI's taxonomy places the organism in Eukaryota, Metazoa, Arthropoda, Insecta, Diptera, Muscidae. Gene Ontology annotation, molecular function: metalloendopeptidase activity. The transcript has a single exon.